CGACGGCCAGGUUCCGCCCCUGCCCAGUGUGCCCCCCGCCCCGCGCACCGCCCAAGUUCCGCGGAGUUGGCGAGGCGGGUGCCGUCGGUCCCGCGCUGCGCGCUCCCUUCCGCGUUCCGCCGUCUGCCCCGCCUGGCAACCUGGCCCUUCUCCGGGGCCGCUAGCCAUGGCCGGAGCGCCCUGGAAGCAGCGCUGACGGCGGCUGGCGGAGUGCGCCAUGCCCAGCAGGACGGACCCCAAGAUGGACCGGAGCGGCGGCCGCGUCCGUCUGAAGGUGCACUACGGCGGGGACAUCCUGAUUACCAGCGUGGAUGCCAUGACAACAUUCAAGGACCUCUGUGAGGAAGUGCGAGACAUGUGUGGCCUGCACCAGCAGCACCCACUUACCCUCAAGUGGGUGGACAGUGAAGGUGACCCUUGUACUGUGUCCUCACAGAUGGAGCUGGAGGAGGCCUUCCGCCUGGCCUGUCAGGGCAAGGAUGAAGUGCUCAUCAUCCACGUUUUCCCAAGCAUCCCAGAACAGCCGGGCAUGCCUUGUCCUGGAGAAGACAAAUCCAUCUACCGCCGCGGAGCCAGAAGAUGGAGGAAGCUGUACCGAGCCAACGGCCACCUCUUCCAAGCCAAUCGCUUUAACAGGGGAGCGAACUGUGGCCAGUGCAGCGAAAGGAUAUGGAGUCUCUCGAGGCAGGGCUACAAGUGCAUCAACUGCAAGCUGCUGGUCCAUAAACGCUGCCACGAACUCGUCCCGCUGACCUGCAGGAGGCAUAUGGAUUCUGUCAUGCCUUCCCAAGAGCCUCCAGUAGAUGACAAGAAUGAUGGUGUAGACCUUCCUUCAGAAGAUACUGAUGGAAUUCCUUAUAUUUCUUCAUCUCGGAAACAUGACAAUAUCAAAGAUGAUUCUGAGGACCUUAAACCUGUCAUCGAUGGGGUGGAUGGGAUCAAAAUCUCUCAGGGGCUGGGGCUGCAAGACUUCGACCUCAUCAGAGUCAUCGGGCGCGGAAGCUAUGCCAAGGUCCUCCUGGUGCGGUUGAAGAAAAAUGACCAGAUUUACGCCAUGAAGGUGGUAAAGAAGGAGCUCGUACAUGACGACGAGGAUAUCGACUGGGUGCAGACGGAGAAGCACGUGUUCGAGCAGGCGUCCAGCAACCCCUUCCUGGUUGGCUUACACUCCUGCUUCCAGACAACGAGCCGGUUGUUCCUGGUCAUUGAGUAUGUCAACGGUGGGGACCUCAUGUUCCACAUGCAGAGGCAGAGGAAGCUUCCAGAGGAACACGCCAGGUUCUAUGCUGCUGAGAUCUGUAUCGCUCUCAACUUCCUUCACGAGAGGGGAAUCAUCUACCGGGACCUAAAACUGGACAACGUCCUCCUCGAUGCUGACGGACACAUUAAGCUGACGGACUACGGCAUGUGCAAGGAAGGCCUAGGCCCUGGUGAUACAACAAGCACUUUUUGUGGAACCCCGAACUAUAUCGCCCCCGAAAUCCUACGAGGAGAAGAGUACGGUUUCAGCGUGGACUGGUGGGCGCUGGGUGUCCUUAUGUUUGAGAUGAUGGCUGGGCGCUCCCCCUUUGACAUCAUCACAGACAACCCUGACAUGAACACUGAAGACUACCUUUUCCAAGUUAUCCUGGAAAAGCCAAUCCGGAUUCCCCGUUUCCUGUCUGUCAAGGCCUCGCACGUCCUGAAAGGAUUUUUAAACAAGGAUCCCAAAGAGAGGCUUGGCUGCCGGCCACAGACUGGGUUUUCUGACAUCAAGUCCCACGCCUUCUUCCGCAGCAUAGACUGGGACCUGCUGGAAAAGAAGCAGACCCUGCCUCCCUUCCAGCCUCAGAUCACAGAUGACUAUGGCCUGGACAACUUUGACACGCAGUUCACCAGCGAGCCUGUGCAGCUGACCCCAGAUGAUGAAGAUGUCAUAAAGAGGAUUGACCAGUCAGAGUUUGAAGGCUUUGAGUACAUCAACCCGCUUCUGCUGUCUGCUGAGGAGUCCGUGUGAGGCCAUGAGCAUCUCUGUUGUGGACACGCCUGUGAAUGACCCUGUCACUUUACCCUUAACUACAGCAUAUGCAUGCCAGGCCAGGCACCGAGGCUCCGAGCAGCCAGGGAGGGAUGCUGGCCACCAAGACCACAGAGGGGCAUCCAACAGGCACUUGUAGAGCAAUCUCUUGUGUCCAGGCCCCCAGAGGCUGGCUUUGUGCUGGAGGAACCGCUUCCUGUGCCCACGGAGGCCCUACCAGAGAGUGAGACAGCCACACCGUUUUGAAAGGUGCACAUCUUCCACAGAAACAGAACUUGAUGCACUGACCCGCUCCAGGAAAAGUUAGCGUGUAAUGCCCUGAGGAAUAAAGUGUACCGAUGAUGUCGAA
Messenger RNA from Grammomys surdaster, 2366 nucleotides. RefSeq names its product protein kinase C zeta (gene Prkcz). The coding region runs from base 218 to 1996 and encodes 592 amino acids. Gene Ontology annotation, molecular function: protein binding; protein serine/threonine kinase activity; ATP binding. The transcript is spliced from 18 exons. Lineage: Eukaryota; Metazoa; Chordata; Mammalia; Rodentia; Muridae. The record is from RefSeq and is a predicted model, not a curated record. Gene Ontology annotation, biological process: protein phosphorylation.